This is a messenger RNA of Rhipicephalus microplus (southern cattle tick), 2073 nucleotides long. It is a transcript of the gene Cpsf6, whose product is annotated as cleavage and polyadenylation specificity factor subunit 6. NCBI's taxonomy places the organism in Eukaryota, Metazoa, Arthropoda, Arachnida, Ixodida, Ixodidae. The record is from RefSeq and is a predicted model, not a curated record. Gene Ontology annotation, molecular function: RNA binding.
GCCGCAAUUUGUCGGGAAGGCCGAGAAAAUGGCGGACGGCGUGGAUAUUGAUCUCUACGCCGACGACCUAGAGCAAGACUUCAACCAGGAGGGUUACAAUGAACACGAUUCCAACGUGGAUCUGUACGACGAUGUUAUUGCUGCUCCUUCCAGCGAUGGAAACGCCGAUGAGGUGUCUGGGGUUGGCAACCAGUCCCAGGGAAACAGCCAUCCUUCAAAGCGUGUCGCGCUCUACAUUGGAAACCUGACCUGGUGGACUACGGACCAAGACGUCACCGACGCCAUAAAUGCUGUGGGGGUCAACGAUGUGUUAGACAUCAAGUUUUUUGAAAACAGAGCCAAUGGCCAAUCGAAGGGAUUCUGCAUUGUGACUUUGGGAUCGGAUAGCGCAGUCCGUGCUGUCAUGGAAAAGUUGCCCAAGAAGGAUCUCCAUGGUCAGAACCCGGUGGUAACGUCGUGCAGUCGUCAGCAUCUGAACCAUUUUGAGAUGCAGAGCCGCAAACCCAGCCAAGGAGCUUCAUCGCAGUCGCGGGAAUACGACGAGUUUUAUCGUGGGGACCGCCGCAUGGAUCGCUACAUGGGGAAGUAUGAUCGGAAUUCAGUUGGCUAUGAUGGCAAGGGACGAAGCGAACGUGACCCCUACCACUUGGGCGGCGGUAACGACAGGGGUCCGCCGUCCAGCCGGCUGGGUCCUCGGGGCCCUUCACCCCAAGGACGCUCGGACAGAAGUCGCCCCUUUCCAAAUCAAGGACGCAUGCCCCCAGUGGGGCCGCCACUGAUUGGGCAGCCUCCACCGCCUCCUCAGUACACUCCAGGUGCGCCCUCACUCAACUACCCGCCUCCACCGAUGAGGCUGGGGGGACCCCCACCCCCUCAGGUGCACCCACCAGGACCCCCACCGCCCCUGCGGCCACCGCCUCCGCAGAGCGGUCCCCCUCCACCGUUGCCAGCCAACCUGCAGGGCCCACCGCCGCCCACUGGGGCAAUGCCGCUGCGAACAGCACCGCCGCCUCCGAGCCUCUUGCGCAUGCCCCCUCCAAGAGGGCCGCCGCCACCACUUGGAGCACCCAGGGGUCCACCACUGAUACCGGACCACAGGGGCCCGCCACCGGUUACCAAUGAGUGGGAGAGGGCACCAGCUGGACUGCACACCCUGCCCCCAGUGUCGCAACCACCACCGCACCCUGGUGGAGUGCCUCCUGGCCCGGCCCCACCUGGUAUGCCUCCCAAUCGGCUGCCACCGCCCGUGGUACCGGCUCCUAAUGUGCCCCCACCAGCUCCCCACGUGAACCCAGCAUUCUUCCCACAACAUGCGGGUCUGCCACCGCCGCCAACCUCUACACAGCCGUCGGACCCGUACGGCAGGCCACCUCCCACACAGUACACCCACGACUACCGUGGACCCACCAGCGACAGCCACCCUUAUUCAGUAGAUCCGAGGAGUAUGUUGCCUGCAUCAUCAUCUAUGCCCUCCAGGCAAGACCCACUGAAUCCUGCCAUCAAUGAGUCCGAGUUUGAAGAAAUCAUGUCCAGAAACAGGACAGUGUCGAGCAGUGCCAUUGCCCGUGCCGUGGCUGAUGCCAGCACAGGUGAAUUUGCCAGUGCCAUCGAGACCCUUGUGACAGCUAUUUCACUCAUCAAGCAGUCCAAGGUGGCUAACGAUGACCGCUGCAAGAUUCUCAUUAGCUCUCUGCAGGACACCCUGCACGGGAUUGAGUCUAAAUCCUACAGCACACGAAGUAAGGACCGCCCCAGGUCCAGAGAGAGGGACCGGUCACGAGAGCGGUCGUCCCGUCGAGAGAAGUCGAGCAGGCGUGACCGGUCGCGUAGCCGUGAGCGGGACUACAGAGACCGGAGCCGUGAAAGGGACCGCUACCAUGAGGACCGUUACCGGGACAAGGAGAGGGAGCACAGGAGCCGCCACUGAGCUGACCGGCGUAGUUUUCCACAAGAAUGGCAAAGUCAUCCUGUGGAGCAAGUGUAUUUUUGUAUUCCCGGGUAGCCACACCAACAUUGCAUUGUUUUCUGUCUGGUUGUACUGUGAAGUGUCAUUAAACAAGAAGUGAAAUGACA